AUGGCGCUGCAAGAUUACGAUAGCUUCCCAAUCAGGGUGGUAGCAACAUUAUUGUUGGCCCAAAUUGUUUGGUUCGCUUCCCUCGUUAUAUAUCGUCUCUAUUUCUCACCCCUUGCUCGCUUCCCUGGACCCAAAAUCGCCGCCGCUACUGGCUGGUAUGAGUUCUACUACCAAGUGUGGUGUUACGGCAAAUAUGUAUUCGAGAUUGAAAAGAUGCACAAGAAAUAUGGUCCCAUAGUUCGCGUCAAUCCAGAUGAACUUUCUAUAAAUGACCCUGAUUUCUAUAAUGAAUUAUACGUCACGGAGAAUAGACGGCGAACUGAUCAUUACGAUGCCUUUGGCAAGGGUAUUGGCUUUGAAGAUUCCCAUCUAUUUACAAAGGAGCAUGACCUUCAUCGUAUAAGGCGAAAGGCCCUAGAGCCAUUUUUCUCCAAAUUGGGGAUCCAUCGCUUGCUACCGGUUAUCGCAGAGGUAGCUCUGCACCUGGAGUCACGGCUUAGGGAGUUCUCUGGGACGAACCAAGUGAUCCGACUAGACCAUGCUUUCUCCGCGUACGCAGGCGAUGUUGUCGGCAGAAUGUGCCUCGACACUAAAGACCGCCGCGACCGUUUCCUGAACGAAGCGAAUUUCUCCCCGGAUUGGUUUAAUGCUAUGCUUAUGAUCAUACGCUCUAUACCAGUGGCCACCGCAUUCCCAUUACUUGUCUGGAUGAUGAGUUACCUGCCGGAAGACGUGUUCGUAUGGCUAUAUCCCCGCGGUCAAGGAAUUCGCAAGUUGAGACAGAAAGCAAGGGAGAAUAUUCGUAAAGUUCUCACAACGGACACCGUGAAAGAUGAGAAUGUUUCGUCGUUAUUCCACCACGUUGUCAACAGCGAUAUGCCGGAAUCCGAGAAAACGGAGAGUCGUCUUGUGAUGGAAGCACAGCUGAUCCUUGCCGGGGGGACCUGGACUAGCGGGCGAACUAUCGGCGUUGCGUCUUUCUACAUCUUAUCUCGGCCCCAUCUGAGACAAGGUGUGGAGGCAGAGCUCCGAGAUCUCAUGGACAGAUGGCCCCAAUACGUCCCGACGUGGGCAGAGCUCGAAAAGCUUGUUUUGCUGCAGGCCAUCAUAAAGGAAUCGCUUCGUAUCAGUUAUGGAGUCAUGCACAGACUGCCCCGGAUCUCGCCCGAUGUCCCUAUUCAGUAUAAGGACUAUACUAUCCCGAUAGGGGUGCCGGUAGGGAUGUCGUCAUAUCUCAUGCAUACGGAUCCUUCCGUGUAUGAGUCGCCGUUCGAAUUUAUCCCUGAACGGUGGCUUGGAGAGGUUACCCCGGCAAUGAACAGGAACUAUGUGCCGUUUGCUCGGGGUUCUAGGAACUGUCUCGGACUACAUCUAGCAAUGGCCGAAAUAACAUAUGCCUUGGCGGUACUUUUUCGCCCUAACGGACCUAAGUUAGAGCUCUUCGAGACGGACGAGAGCGACGUGAGACAAGUCCACGACUUCAUGGUCGCGACGGCGAAACUAGAUACGAAAGGCAUACGUGCAUUCGUUCGCUAA
Molecule: messenger RNA, 1536 nt
Organism: Annulohypoxylon truncatum
Lineage: Eukaryota; Fungi; Ascomycota; Sordariomycetes; Xylariales; Hypoxylaceae
Product: cytochrome P450
Exons: 9
Coding region: 1-1536 (511 amino acids)
Molecular function (GO): oxidoreductase activity, acting on paired donors, with incorporation or reduction of molecular oxygen; iron ion binding; heme binding
Source: RefSeq, a predicted model, not a curated record